UGAGGCUCCGCCUCAUCCUCCUCCGCCGGCGGUGGCGGCGGGGAGGGGCGUGUUUGUGAGGGGCUGUGGUGAGCGGGGGUUCUCCGUCCGUCAGCCUGUCAGUCAGUCGGCCUGUCAGUCGGUCUGUCAGCCUGUCAGUCGGUCAGUCAGUCAGUCAGUCAGUGAGGGAGGCUUUUCCGUCGGCGGGGCCAUGGCGGCGGCCGGCGCCCGAGGCCUCCGCGCCUCCUACCACCGCUUCCUCGACAAAGUGGAGCUGAUGCUUCCGGAGAAGAUGCGCCCCCUCUACAACCACCCCGCCGGUCCCAAAACUGUUUUUUUCUGGGCACCAAUAAUGAAAUGGGGGUUGGUGGGAGCUGGAUUAGCUGACAUGGCCAGACCUGCCGAAAAACUCAGCACAGCCCAGUCUGCCGUUUUAAUGGCUACAGGGUUCAUUUGGUCAAGAUACUCUCUCGUCAUUAUUCCUAAAAACUGGAGUCUGUUUGCGGUUAAUUUCUUCGUCGGUGCUGCAGGAGCCUCUCAGCUCUUCCGUAUAUGGAAGUACCAGCAGGAACUAAAAUCCAAGGAAAGUCAGUAAAGAGCCCUCGGUUUGCCGAACAACUCCACCAGUGGACGUAACCCCCGGAGGAACCUCGAUUGACUAAGAAUCGUCGUCUUUGGCUCUUCCGAAGAGAAUGCUAAUAAUAUUAACACCCUGAGAGGAAGUGUGUCUGUAACUAGCUAUCAUGCAGAGUCUCAAUGAACUGAUAAAUAAAACAACCUUUUAGUAAUGGUUCA
Tachyglossus aculeatus (Australian echidna) is the source of this 774-nucleotide messenger RNA. It is a transcript of the gene MPC2, whose product is annotated as mitochondrial pyruvate carrier 2. The record is from RefSeq and is a predicted model, not a curated record. Gene Ontology annotation, molecular function: pyruvate transmembrane transporter activity. The coding region runs from base 191 to 574 and encodes 127 amino acids. Lineage: Eukaryota; Metazoa; Chordata; Mammalia; Monotremata; Tachyglossidae. Gene Ontology annotation, cellular component: mitochondrial inner membrane. The transcript has 5 exons. Gene Ontology annotation, biological process: pyruvate import into mitochondria.